CAGUAUGUUACUGCUUUGUCUUCUGUCAUUUAACAUUUCGAUCAGAUUUUUUUACAAAUAAAUCUAAAUUUCCAAUUCGCUUUUGUAGUGCUUUUGUACGCAUAUUAUUUUGAAUGUUAGUUAGUGUUGUUCGUAGAUAGUCAGAGUUUCGUUUACUUCAAAUUGCUCGUUACUUUAAGAGGACUAAAACAUGUCUGGAGAGUCUGAAGUAAGAAUCACACCUGACGAAGAGUUUUCCACCUUGUCUUUGGAGACGGACGGGACUGGAGAGGCAGAAGAUGAAGAGAUCAAGUCUUCAUACAAGCCCCCACCAGAGAAAACAAUCGAGGAGAUACUAGCCGCAGACCAGGAGGACGAGUCCCUCAGGAAGUACAAAGAGGCCUUGCUGGGACAGGAAGGCCUGGAAGCUGUUGUUGUCUGUCCGUGCGACCCUCGUAAGGUGUUAGUGAAAAAGUUGGCACUGUGCGUCCCCGGCAGAGAUGACCUCGAACUGCACCUCCAUGGUCCCCUGAGUGAAUUGAAGAAACAGGUGUUCGUGAUAAAGGAGGGCGUGCAAUACCGAAUUAGGAUCGACUUCGUGGUGCAACGUGAGAUCGUGCACGGUCUCAAGUACGUGCAGAAGACCUACCGUAUGGGAGUACCAGUUGACAAAAUGACCCACAUGGUCGGCUCGUACCCCCCCAAGAUAGAGAUCCAGUCGUACACGACCCCCCCGGAGGACGCCCCCUCAGGUAUGCUCGCUAGAGGGUCUUACAGCGUGAACAGUUUAUUCACAGACGACGACAAGAACAUACAUCUGGAGUGGGAGUGGUGCUUCGAGAUUAAAAAAGAUUGGAAGGAUUAAGCUGAGGGCUUGGCUUAUUUUAUAGACUGGAUUGGACUCACAUUCUUGCACUUUUUACUCAUUGGUUAAUAAUGUACCUACGUACUAGAGUGGGCGACAAUAAUAUAGAAAAAAAUCCGGGAAUCUGAUCACCUACCCGGGCCAAUUGUGAAUGUAAACUAUCCAUGGACCUAAUUAAAAAAUAUACACAAAAAAAACAUCCAUAUCGGUCCAGCCGUUUAGGUGUUUCAGUGACAAACACACGCACACGAGUUUUAUAUACUUUUUUCUUUAUAUAUAUAUAAAGAAAAAAGUGCAUGUAACUUUUAAGCCUAAAAGUUAAGGUAUAUUGAUCGGUAUGAAAUCGUUGUCUUGAGUCUAUCGUUAAUCCAUAUGAUAAAGAACCGUUAAAUAACGGUUAUUAAAACAAUUAUCUAGCAUUUUAGUGACCAAAAUUUAUUGUAUUAAUUUGAUACCAUUGGCUACAGCUCGUUUAUGCCAGCAACGCGUUUAUUGGUCGCUCAUAAUAGGAGUGGUAGUCGAUGCUGAUCUGUUGACUGUUUGAAGACUUGAUGACGACUCGUUGACGACUCGAUGACGACUCGUUAAAGACUCGUUGUCGAACAUCCCCCUAAUCUUUGAUCGUAAAUCGGCAGAUAUAGUUUAACCGGUUUUAGCUAUGUGGAGUUGAUAAGAAUGCUUUUUUCUCUAGUACGUAUUACGUUAUUUCUCAAGGCUUUUACUUCUCUGGUUAUAUUAAGUAGUUUAGUUGAACGGAUACUAUUUUUUUCUUUUUCAAACAAACUUAAAAGUUUUAUUUUGUAAAUAUUUUAUGAGCUUUUAUUAUUACAAUGUGUUAAAUUGAGAAAUAGAUGGUGUAAAAAGGUCCGUUUUAAUUAUUUAAAAUGUGAAUUGUAUUAAAUAAUAAUAAUUAUAAUUCCCAUGAAAAAUAUUGCAAAUACAAUAAGUAAAAUAAGUAAGUACAAAAUGUAAUAUUUUUACGGAAUUCAUUGCGCCCGAAUACUGAAAAGUUAUUGCCUAAACCAUCUUUAUAUGAUUAUUGAUCUGUGUUGCUUUGUCUCCUUCUGUCAACUGUCAGAUUACAGACGAUGGAAAGAGAUAGACGUGUCACUAUACACUAGUUAAAAUCAACUUAUUUGGAUACGGCGGUAUUAAAGAUUUGAAUGAAGACCAAAUGUCAUGUUUUUGUUACGUCAAUAAUUGUAUGUACGAAAUGGCAAAAUUAUAAUAUUAAAGUUACUUUUGUACUUUUCAGUAUUCGGUGUCGCUAAAGGUGUUUAAACAGAUUAAAUAUAAAAUUCAAAGUUUAUUUUUUUUAUUUUUACAAGUUUCAUUUGAUAAUUUAACGCCCAAGAGAAAAUUUCGUCGACGCUCGUUAAUGGCGAGUUUACACUAUACCUAUAACAAUUUAAUGUUUCAUUUUUGGUCGUCUUAAAUGAAAACCGAUUGCGUUUGUGCCAUUGUGUUGCAUUGCUCAAGAGGUUUACCGAAAUAUUACGCACAUUUGUUUAUGAUGACGUGUCCAAUCCAGUUGCGAGGUUAAACGUAUCCAAGGACGCAGAGGUAUGAACAUUGCAGGCACGUGUGACGUACACGCUACGUGUACACACGCAGCACACACCCGACGUACGUAGUCAGAUCGUAGUUGAAUAUACACGGUGUUUUUUAAUCUUAUUAAUGUUCUACCUAAUAAUGCGUUCUUAGGGUACGUAUAGCCCGAAACACGUGGCUGACUGAGGAGACAAGAUAGUACGAAAGCCCAAUUGCUAAAGUUAUAAUUGGUUGCGUGUCACAAAUAUUAUUUAUAUUGCUGUAUUAUUCGAUUAAACCUUUAGAAAUUUGUUUGAGUGAUGUCGUCACCUCUUCUGAAAUAACUUAAAAAAGUGAAUUUAGUCAUACAAAAAUAUCCUUGACACGUACGAAUUAUGUUACCUAGUAGUACAUAUGAUGCCUUAUUACUUGUAAAUUAUCUAUGCACUGACAUUGAUAAUACAUUUAAUGGUAUCGGUUGCAAACUGCCGGAAAAGAUAUUUCAUAGGGAAGCUGUACAUUUAGACAGCGAAGAACAGUUUAAAGCAAUUGACUUAAAAGAUUGGUUUUUUUAGUGUCUGGGCUUAUUAAAGAGCCUAUAUUUGUUUAUCUAUAUUUAGAAAGUAAAUUUGGCAUGUUUUUUAUAACAUUUGAAAUAAUUUCAAAAAAAAAAAAAAAUGUUUUUGCAUUCGAUUUCGAUUCAACCGCACCCUUUCUUUGUCUUUAUACAUAAGAAUUUUUAAACAAAAAUGCAUGGUUUAAAUAUUAUUUCCCGUCGAUUAAGAUUAUGGAAAAAAUAUUUGAACCUAAUUGAAACCACACGCAUAUACCAUAGCAUAUAAAAUGAUUAUUAAAUAACAGGAGUUCUCUCUAAUUUUUGAUACUACAUUAGUUAAUAGUGACUUUUCUAAUAAAAUCCGAUAUUUUUAUACCGUUCGUAUUGAUCGUUAUCUGUAUUCAGUUCAUAUGGAAUUAUGAUUCACGAUGCCUACUCAGGGGGCGUGAUAUCACGAGCUUGCUUCUUUGUAGCGGCGUGAUGGGUAUAAGCACCAUAUUCAAAGCCAGAGAUUUUUGCCCAGCUGUGGGACUUAAGCUGAUUUUAGGUAGCACGCGUCUCGAGAAGGCAUCUAAAACACAGUCUCUAAUUAUUAAACUGGAUUGGCUGUGUUGAAAUAAAUAUAAACGUAAAAUAUUCUUUAUUCAAAUACAUAGAUGAUAAGGAAAUUUUGUAUGGCCCAUUAAAAAAAAAAGUAUUAAAAGCUAUUCGUAUGCUGUUAAAUUAUGGACUUUAUUAUAUAAUAGAAAAAAAAAGCUAAAUUUUUUAAUGUUUGAAGUUGUAGAAUAUUAUUCAAAUAAAGUGCAAUUGUAAUCUGUUGAAUUAUGGACUCUAUGGAUAAGGAAUUACGUUACAUUUUUUUAUAUUUUAGGAUUAGUCAGCCAUAUUAAAGUCGGCACUUUAACCGGCAUACCUGUAUCGAGCAUUUCAAGCCAAGCUACGUGAGCUUAUGUUUGUGUGUGCGAAAAGAGCUUUCAAAAAUUUAUAUAUUUAAACAAAGAACUAAAUCGUUAGAUACGCCGUCACCUCCAUGUCACACUGUAAAGGUAAGAGAACUCACUUAUUUGUAUAAUUUGACAGUGUAUAAUAAAAAAAUAUUCCUAAGAUUAUUUAAUAGGCACUUUUUAUAAAAGCUGGCAACGCAUCGGUGGCUUGAAAUCGUAUCGUAGGCGAUUAUUGUUAAAUUAUUUUUGUUUUUUUUUUUUAAUUUCAAAUCUCUGUUUAUCAACUUUCAAAGGGUUUGGUGUCACAUCUAACGAUUUAAAUCUUUGCCAAUUUCAUACUUCAUAGUUGGAUAAGUACCCUCAAUUUCAUGUUAAAACUAGCAGAGUACAGAGUGCGUCACGAAAGUUGAAAAUAGCUGCGGUUACAACGCAAAAGAGCGAAGAUUUUUUUCUUUCUGAUCCGCACCGCAGAGGCCUGGAAUGCCCUCCCAUCUUCCGGCUUCCCCAAUAACUAUAAUCUGGGUACCCUCAAAUCAAGAGUGAAUAGGCAACAUCUAGGCAAGCGCGCCCCAUCUUAGGCUGCAACAUCACUUACCAUCAGGUGUGAUUACAGUCAAACACUUGCCUAUAUAUUAAAAAAAAAGGCUUACAUGUAUACACGCGUACAUAAAACUUCUUUCGAUCGUGAUACGAUGCAAAGCCGCACAUAAAGACAAUCAGCUAUAUUUUCUAUUGAUUACUAAACGUGAUUCACUCGACACUAUCAUCAUAUGUACUUCUACACCCCAAGCGAUGUGUUCCGGUACGAUGUCAAGAAGAAACUGAUUAGGGGUAGGAUUACAUAACUGCCAUACCUUUAACAAGUUAGCCGGCUAACAUCUUAGGCUGUAUCAUCACUUACCACCUGCAUAAAAAAGAAAUUCUCAGAAUCGGUUCACCGGAAUUUUCAACUUUCGCGGCGAAAACUGCGGUUGCAUAUUUUUUUAUCAUCUAUCUCUGUCGUUUCGUCGUAUUUAUUUGUAAGUGGGAGCGAGACAAAUAAUAUAUUACUAGCGGCGCUGUGUCGCCGUGCCUGUAAAGUGUUGGUACACAAUAAUGGAGUAUAUUUUUAAUACCUAGCUUGUAAUGUAAAGGAAAUAGCCAGCGACGCGUGAGUGGCAAUAAUAAUAUAAAAAGUAUUACUCUUAUACUUAUCUAUUUCUUUUUGAUAAGUGUAAAAUAGUUCUUAAGGGUUUGCAUAUAAAGUACAUUUUUAAUCGCUCUCAAUAUUUGGGCGGUUGCUGCAUUUUGGUGAGUGAAGGUGAAUGACCAUAGUAGCCAUCUUUAAGACCCGAUUAAUUAUAAACUGACAUAAAUAUAAGAACACGAUCUCAAUUUCGGUCUUUGUUUGUGAAUCUGUACUUACCUUGAUGUUGGUUUAUUAUUUCGAGCCUAAUGCCCGUUUUCACUAAACCUAGGAAACGAUUAAAUCGGAUGCCUAGGUAAUGUUUAGCACAUUCCUACAUCAUUAGGCAUCCGAUUUAUUCGUUUUCUCUUCGAUAAUGGCUAAGGAAAGACCAUAUAAAGUUACGACACCGAUUCGCGCGUGCGUAAUGGUUAAGGAACUCUUAAACUGACAAUAAUAACAUUUGUCAUUGACAGAUGAGAAAAAAUUGUUUUUUUUUUUAAUAACCUUAAAUCCGUACGAAAAAAUAAUAUGAUGAUACAAACACAAAAUACGGCAACUUUUGGCAAGAACCAUAGACAAGUUAAGUUAUAUGCGUUGCCUAGUGAAAAUCGAUUGGUGUGAGGUUUGUAUGCAAAGCUGCAUAGAAUCUCCUUAGCUUCGUUGUUACUUAGGCAUUGCCUUGUUCAACUUUGGUGAAAACGGGCAUAAGAACCAUGUAGCCAGCUCCAAACAACAGCCAGGAAGGUCUCACAUCUAUAUCCCUUCAAUGAAAGAGGUAGUCUGCCUAGUUGUGGGCCAUGGUUAAUGGAGUAUGAUGAUAAAAUAUUGUUUUGUUACUGUGAUGAUUCACCUAAAGAUUUAAAGCGGAGUCCAAACUGUCGCGUCAAACUUUAUGUAGCGUGCAAAUUUGCGUACUGCGUGCUGUAGAUAAGUGCAUUCACGACCUCAUACCGACGGCCGUAUACCUGAUUUGGAGACAAAUUAAAUAAAUAAAUAAAUGUACUUGGACAAUACACACAUCAAAUUAAUGUGAUAAUGAUAAAAUAACAUGACGUCACAAUUGAUUUGAA
Messenger RNA from Pararge aegeria (speckled wood butterfly), 6112 nucleotides. RefSeq names its product rho GDP-dissociation inhibitor 1 (gene RhoGDI). Gene Ontology annotation, molecular function: protein binding; Rho GDP-dissociation inhibitor activity. Lineage: Eukaryota; Metazoa; Arthropoda; Insecta; Lepidoptera; Nymphalidae. Bases 191 to 844 code for a protein of 217 amino acids. Gene Ontology annotation, biological process: Rho protein signal transduction. The transcript has 5 exons. The record is from RefSeq and is a predicted model, not a curated record. Gene Ontology annotation, cellular component: cytosol; membrane; cytoplasm.